This is a messenger RNA of Aspergillus pseudonomiae, 874 nucleotides long. RefSeq lists its product as uncharacterized. Lineage: Eukaryota; Fungi; Ascomycota; Eurotiomycetes; Eurotiales; Aspergillaceae. The coding region runs from base 391 to 834 and encodes 147 amino acids. The transcript has a single exon. The record is from RefSeq and is a predicted model, not a curated record.
CCUGUCCUCCUCCUCGAAUCCUAUAGUCUCUCCCACCGUGUUCUCUUGUGUUUCUCCUCGAUUCCCUCCUCUGUGCGCGUUUAGUUCUCUUGUCUCUUCCCACUUCCCUUCUACCGUCUGUCUACCAACCUUUCGUCAGACGUUCAUACUUCUUCUACACUACAUGACAACAACUACUCCAUCUUGGCCUGUACAACGUCCAUUCGUCCAGGAACGUCUACUCCAAACAGCUUGUGCCACCAUCUAUUACUUCAAUCUCUUCUUCAUCACUGAUCCUUUGCGCUUUCUUCUCGACUGCGCCCAUCGCGCUUCUUCUCUUUCGCGAGCGUAAUUGGAAGCAAAACUUGCUUAUUCGCUCCAGAUUUUACCACCUUGACAGCCUCAUGCUGCAUGCUACCAGCAGAGACUUUCUCUAAAGAUUCACAAUUUCUCUUUUCAUCACGUCUGUACUUGUGCUUUGUCUUGUUUGGAGAGACUUUGGUUAUUUCGGUUUCGCCCGUGGUUCAGAGCGUAGUCUUUUUUUUUUUUUUCCCUCAUUUUCUUUUUCUGCAUACCCGCCCGAAUUCCUUACCGCGACAAAGUUCUACUUUGCGGACAUCUAAAAUUACUACACUACUCCGAAGUCGCCAAAUUGUCCAUCAUCCACUCGACACGUUAUCUCAUUGGCACACUUUUUGUUCUGUCUUGAUCGUGGUUGGGACUAUACCGAGAUUCUCUGCCUACCGGCUCGGCGCUCGACUUUUCCCUUUCAAGAAGGCAAGACUACGACUUCAAUUUACUGUACUAUCCCUGGCAGCCGUUCGCGACCAACCCACGGGCUGCGAGCUACUGUAGACCCAAACAACUUUUUCGUCGUCAACUUGUCAACUUGUCA